AUGAGUGACACCACCUUAGGUGUUUGCCACGAUGAUUAUAAUACCUUCUUUAGUGAGACUGGGUCUGGCAAGCAUGUGCCAAGAGCUAUAUUUGUUGAUCUAGAGUCCACUGUCAUUGAUGAAGUUGGAGGACGGACUUAUAGACAACUCUUUCACCCGGAGCAACUUAUUUCUGGCAAGGAAGAUGCUGCUAAUAACUUUGCUAGAGGACAUUAUACAGUUGGUUGGGCAAUUGUGGAUCUUUGCCUUGACCAAGUGAGAAAAUUGGCUGAUAACUGCGCUGAUUAUGGAAAGAAGUCAAAACUUGGCUUCUCCAUCUACCCUUCUCCUCAGGUUUCUACUGCUGUUGUGAAACCUUAUAAUAGCAUGCUCUCAACUCAUUCUCUCCUUGAACACAAUGAUGUUGCUGUGCUUCUUGACAAUGAAGCUAUAUACGAUAUCUGUAGGAGAUCCUUGGACAUUGAAAGACCAGCUUAUUGA
Molecule: messenger RNA, 480 nt
Organism: Durio zibethinus
Lineage: Eukaryota; Viridiplantae; Streptophyta; Magnoliopsida; Malvales; Malvaceae
Source: RefSeq, a predicted model, not a curated record